Messenger RNA from Epinephelus moara (kelp grouper), 377 nucleotides. Its product is annotated as elongin-C-like. Bases 1 to 339 code for a protein of 112 amino acids. Gene Ontology annotation, biological process: ubiquitin-dependent protein catabolic process. Gene Ontology annotation, molecular function: protein-macromolecule adaptor activity. Lineage: Eukaryota; Metazoa; Chordata; Actinopteri; Perciformes; Serranidae. The transcript has a single exon. The record is from RefSeq and is a predicted model, not a curated record. Gene Ontology annotation, cellular component: elongin complex.
AUGGACGGUGAAGAGAGAACCUACGGUGGCUGCGAAGGGCCAGAUGCCAUGUAUGUGAAAUUGAUCUCUUCAGAUGGCCAUGAAUUCAUUGUGAAAAGAGAACCCGCCUUGACAUCUGGGACUAUCAAAGCCAUGUUAAGCGGACCAGGUCAGUUUGCUGAGAAUGAAACCAAUGAGGUGAACUUCAGGGAGAUCCCGUCUCACGUCCUGUCCAAGGUCUGCAUGUACUUCACCUACAAGGUCCGCUACACCAACAGCUCCACAGAAAUCCCUGAAUUCCCCAUCGCUCCGGAGAUCGCACUGGAACUGCUCAUGGCUGCCAACUUUUUGGAUUGCUAAAGUUACAAGAAAAAUGUAGCCGCUUGAAACAGUUUUAG